CAUUAAAAUCGAAUGGAAUAAAAAAUAACAGUCUGAAAGUGUCAAGACAAUCAAAUAUUAAUGGAGUUUGGAGUAAGCUGAUUGAUAAAUACAAAAAUAUAUCAAGUGAUAAUAACUUGUUCCAGCAUAAAAAUGACAACUUGAAAAAUCAUUUAUGCCAAAGCGAACUGCCUUUUCAAUCAAAAGAAAUAUCUGAAGCACGAGUUCUAGCAUGGGAUAAUUUUUUUAAUAAAUAUAAAAAUUCUUCUGAUCAAGACGAAAUCGAUCUUGGUAUGUCAAAAUCGGAAAAAGAUAACAAGGAUGAUGACCAUCAAAAUGAAAAUAAUCAAGAUGACAAUAAAUAUUAUAAUAAAGUUCGGGCUUCAAUGAAAAAAGAUCCGGCAUCAGUUCAAUAUUGGAUUGAUACUGGUGAACCUCCACAUAAAUUGGAUGUCAUUGAACAACCAGAUAGUGCAUCUUCAAUAAGUGAAGAUGAUGAUGAUGAUGAUGAUUGUGGUGAUAAUUUGAAAUUUGAUAAAUCAUCAUUAAAACAUGAUAAUAAUAACAAAACUCGUGGUACAAGUCCAGUUGAUAGUUCAGUUGAUACAGCUGCUUAUAUACUUUCAAAUAAAAAUAUCACUAAAAAAGCAGAAGCAAUUGCUAUUAUUGAAGAUUCCAAAACACCAAAAAAACUAAAAUCUAAUAGUGAAAAUAAUAAUACAAAUAAUGAAGUAAAAUUGUCUAUUGAAUCAUCAAUACUUUGUAAUGGUAAUGAAGAAAUUGUUGAUGAUCAAAAUGACAUUAAUAAAAGUCUUGAUAAAUCUACAAAUAAAACAAAGGAAAUUAAUUAUGUUCCUUUGAAAAUAUCAGAUGCUGUCAUGCAUUUAGAUAAAAUAUUAAAUGCAACAAAAAAAUCUACUAGUCAAGAUGAUGACAGUACUGAAGAUUUACAGUUUAAAAAUAAUAAUGAAACUUCAAAUAAAGCUAUGAAAUCAUAUCAACGUCGUAAAUUGUAUACUGGACGAAGUUCGCCAGUUGAUAUUUGUUCAUCAAGUGCUGAAAGACGACCCAGAUCAUUAGCUAUAACUGCUAAUGAAACACUUGUCAAUCAAACACCAUCAACUGGUAUUAAAAAAAGAAAACGUUUUAGAAAAACAAUAAAAAUAACUAAACAAAGACGAAGCUCUAGAUUAGCAAGUAUCAAUGAAAAUUGUUCAACAGAGAAAAAUGAUUUUAUUAAAAGAUUAGAAUCUAGCUAUGUAGAUGAUAAAAAAAAAUUACUAUUAAAUUAUCAAAAAGAAGCGAAAUUAAAAAAUAAAAAAUUACAAAUUCAUAAUUCUCAGGUUAAAAUAUUUACUGCAAAAUCAAAUAGUCAAUCAAAGGAUGAUGACAAAUUAAAAAAUUUAAAAGAUCUUUGCUCAAAAAAACAGCUUGUUGUUUGUUUAAAUAAAAUUCCUGAUAAUAUAUUUAAUUCUUUAAUAACUAAAACAACAAUUGAAUCUGAUGAACGAUUAAUUAAUUCACAACAUAAUAAAAAACCAAAGCUUCCAAUAAAGCCGUUAUUACCCAAUCAUUCAAAAAUUGUUGAUAAAAAAAUCAUUCAUAAAACAUCAAAUAAAUCUAAAAAAUAUGAAGAUUCAAAAAACAAACAUAUGAAACGAAAACGUCGAAAUUUUAAAGCUAAAAAUGUUGAAAUAAAAAAAUAUAAUUCUGAUGAUGUUUUGGUAGAUAUAAAAAAUUUAUUUAAUGAUGUAUCAAAAAAUAAUGAUUUAACAUUAAAUAAUAUGAGAAAAAAUUUAAAUAAUCCAAAAUGUUUAUAUUCAUUUUGUAUUGAUGGAUCUUCUGAUGAUGAAUCAGAAAUAAUUCCACCUGUAACACGAAGAACAAUUUUUAAUAAAGAAACAAUUACAUUUUCAUCUGAUGAAGAAGAUGAUUUUGAUAAAUUGCUUCAAGAAAAUAAAAAAAAGAAAAGAAGAAUUUCGUAAUGGCUUAUUACUGAUAUAAGUUAUUAGACUUGUGGUUUUCUAAUAAAACAUCAAAAAUAUAUUUAAAAUAAUUAGAUUAAACUGU
Messenger RNA from Aphidius gifuensis, 2049 nucleotides. Its product is annotated as homeobox protein 2-like. The record is from RefSeq and is a predicted model, not a curated record. The transcript has 5 exons. Lineage: Eukaryota; Metazoa; Arthropoda; Insecta; Hymenoptera; Braconidae. The coding region runs from base 273 to 1964 and encodes 563 amino acids.